CCUGCCAGAGUCAAUGGCUGCACAAGCUCCCAAGGUGAUUUCCAGCAGUGGCAAUGAGAAAGUCUCUCAGUGGCAGGGCCUAGCACCUGCCCAACCUAUGCAGAAAGUGGCCCAGCAUCUGGCUCCAGAUGGGCACUUUGAGAAGGCCCAGGAAAGAAGUGACCUUCUGCAGAAGUUAGGGGUUUUUCACAUUGCUAUUGCUUUCGCAAACCUGGCCUUUGGCAGUUACCUCGUGUCCACAGUUAAGAAUCUUCACUUGGUGGUGUUGAAGUGCUGGUAUCCAAUCUGGGGACCUGUCUCUUUUCUCAUUUCAGGGAUCUUGGCCAUGGCAACAGUGACAUUUCCCAAGACCCCUCUGAAGAUUCUGUGUGUGACAGCAAAUGUCAUCAGCUUCUUCUGUGCACUGGCCGGCCUCUUUGUCAUGGCCAAGGACCUCUUUCUGGAGAGUCCUUUCCCAUGGCCCAUCUGGAGACCAUACCCCAACAGCACAGUCUAUAUCCAGAGACUGGAGCUGACCCUGUUGUGCUGCACCUUCCUGGAGAUCUUUCUGCCAGGGCCCACAGCCAUCACAGCCUGUAAGACAGAACGCCUGCAUGCAGAGGAUGACACCCCUCUUGUUCCUGACACACCUAUGGAACUUGAAGGUCUGUCAAUGGGGCCACCAUCCUAUGAAGCUGUGACCCAAGGCCACUAUCUCUGGACCACUGCUGGCCUCCUAGGUACUUUCCAUCAAUCUCCACUUCUCACAGGCCCCAGUAGCUUGAGAGAUGAGAACAAGAAACUCUGGAUGGUUGGAACCUCUCUGACCAUCAGCUUCUGGCAGGAUGUGGCAGCAAUAUUCUCUGGUAUUAUACUGGGGACAGACUCCAUGUUCUGGAAAUUAGUGGACCAUAUCCAGAUUGGUGUCACAGAGCAACUAGUCCUAAAGCUGGAGGACUGCCUUGGCUUCCAGUUUAACAGUCCCUCCUUCUCUGCUCAGCCCUGA
This is a messenger RNA of Cricetulus griseus (Chinese hamster), 985 nucleotides long. The record is from RefSeq and is a predicted model, not a curated record. NCBI's taxonomy places the organism in Eukaryota, Metazoa, Chordata, Mammalia, Rodentia, Cricetidae.